GUUAUUCUUAGCGCGUCAUGUGUAUAUAAACUCGAACUAGGAUGUAAACACAAACGACGGAAGCAUAACUCUUAGUGAUAUACGAAGAAUAUACGACUAUUGGCGAAGACGUUUUUAAUAUAGAAAAGGGUUCAAGACCAGGCCACCAUGUCAGAGGCGGGAGAUGUCGUAACGGACGGAGGAGAUCCGGCAGGCGCGUCGGCAGGAGCCACUGGACGCAGCUUCAUCGUCGACGAGGCGACGUUUGAGGAACAGUUCCUCCGGUGUCAAAUAUGCCGUGAUAAAUUUGACAACGAAGAACGACCACCGAAAUCUUUACCCUGCAACCAUACCUUCUGUCUUCCAUGUCUGAAGCAGGUGUUUGACCACAGCCAGCCCGCAACCAGACGCGACCGGUCAUGGCUGGAUGAGGGUCUACACGGAGCUUUGAAAUGUCCGCAGUGUAGGGUGGAGAUUUAUUUAAGCCGGGGAGGAAUCGCCCAACUCCCAAAUGACCACAGGGUCAUCCAGAUGAUGGACUUCCUGUCCCAAGCUGUCGCCAAGUCGAAGAAUGUGUGUUCAAAACACGAACGCCAGCCUCUCAAUUUCUUCUGCAAGAAGUGUUUUCUUCCCGUCUGUCGAGACUGCACCGUGCUGGACCACAAGGAACAACAAGGUCACGUCAUUGUCGACGUGAGCGAUGCCGUCAGCGAGAGUUCAGAAGAGUUUGAUACGAUGGAAAACAAGACAAAAGAGAUCCUGGACAAGAUGAAAUCGAGAUGGGAUUCCUUAGCCAACGCAUCUAAACGUCUGGACAUCCUCGAAAGACAUCUUCGAGUUUCAAUCAAAGACACCUUCAUUGAAUAUCGUCUGCUCCUUGAAAGGAGACAGGAAGCCUUGAUAAAGAUGGUGAAAACUCAAGUUAAAGACAAUAAACAAAAGAUCAAUGCUCGAUUUAUCGAAGUCAACGAGUGGGGGACCCAGCUGCAGAAGUUGUAUGACAGCCUGACCCAAUCCCGGGCAUCUAAUGACCUACAGCAGUUGUUUACCAUCAACCAAAAGAUCAAAGAGAAGGAGGGAGAAUUUAACAGCGCAUCUCAGGUCAUCGAUGACGACUUGUUUGUAUCCUGUACGUUUGAAGUCCCAAACGAGGGACAGUUUCUCUCCGAGAUGAGCGGACUUGGGGAAGUUUCAGACAAGCCAGAUCUAACUUUAAAAGAAGCGGUCCCGGCCCAACAGCUUGUGUUGUAUGACAUGGAGGAACAGCGUGAGCGUGAACGCCAGUACGACAGGGAGCGACCCUAUGACUGUGACUCUCUGAUUCCCCCUCACGGGGACCCCGAUCCAGAUUCAUUUGACGAGGAAUUCCUAAGAGCCAUCACAUCCCGUCUGCGGUUGGCACAAACGCGAGAACUGUUAGCCGCAGAAAGUGCCAGCGAUGAUGGCGAGGAUCCACCGGAAAUAUCCGAUUUACCUAUAAGCCAAAUCCUCGCUCAAAGAAGGCCCCGCACAAACAGACGGCCUCUCAGGGACGAUAACUCUACCAUCGAGCAGACGAUACCCCGGGAGCUUCUUGUGCCUCACUCCCCCAACAGGAGUAGGGGGGAUAGGGGAGAGGGGACGAGGGCAGCUCGCGCCAGGAGAAACCAGGACUUCCGAGUCGUCCGCCACCCACGAUUCAGCCAGGGGGAUCAAGGAGAAUCUUGAACCACUCGGCUCAUCUCAGUCCAAUAUAGGACCUCCGCCAACUCUGACAGGAAACCAUAUUGGAUUUCGUGCACGUGACCAUCAAAUGACACAACACAAUCGUGAAAUUAUAGAACUGUUCAAAUUGUGUCCGUUUGUCCUUUUCUGGAAAAAGUGUGUACCAAAUUUCUGUCAGAAUAAUAUGUUUUCAAAAACGCCCGCGUGUAAUACGAACUUCAUGCAGCCAGAUCUGGCAUUACAAGGUUUACAUUGAAUGCUUGCAACACCACUACUCCAUUGCUGCCCUAUGUUAAAAUGAUUGCGGAACCCCAGGGAACCAAAUGAUUGUAUUGUAAAUGGAGAUUCAGAUACUAAGCUUUAGUGUCAAGUCACAUAAAACGUCCAUUCAAGUUUCCGUUUGCAUAGACAUUCACUAAUUUGUCUUGUGACUGCUUACAUGUCGAGUGAUGAAUGUGAGUGACUUUAAUAGCUGUGUUCAAUGUUGAACCCGUCUUUGUUCGUAGUUCUAUAUUGGGAAUGUCAGGAACAGGAGACACCGAAACUGCAGCUGUGUUCAAACUGACAGUUGCAUCUAUUUCC
This is a messenger RNA of Haliotis rufescens (red abalone), 2265 nucleotides long. Its product is annotated as tripartite motif-containing protein 54-like. The transcript has 2 exons. Gene Ontology annotation, biological process: positive regulation of DNA-templated transcription. Gene Ontology annotation, cellular component: chromatin; nucleoplasm. Bases 148 to 1686 code for a protein of 512 amino acids. Gene Ontology annotation, molecular function: zinc ion binding; ubiquitin-protein transferase activity. The record is from RefSeq and is a predicted model, not a curated record. NCBI's taxonomy places the organism in Eukaryota, Metazoa, Mollusca, Gastropoda, Lepetellida, Haliotidae.